AUGCAACCACAGGACCUGCACGACAGCAUGAAUGUGGUCAUGGAUCACUCUUCGAUCGUCCCAACCUUAUCAAGAUCCUUUAUGGCCCAAGCGUUUGUUGCCAAGAAAAAGGAGAAAGAGAAAUCGCGAGGGCAAACUGAAGGCACUCUUCAGAUACCCUUCUCGUCCCAAGGGCAGCGAAAGCGAAAGAGAAGGCAUGCAGCUGACCAGAACGGAUCAGAGGAUUCCUUAUUGGUAGAAAAUGACAAAGAAAAAGGAAUCGCAGAAGAAGCUUGCUUCGUAGUAAAAGAUUGCAAACAUGGUGUUGGAAUGUUCGCCACUCGGGACAUUUCCUGUGGCAGUUUGAUUAUUCCCUUCGAAGAGCCCUUGGUGUCCACUUCCAGCCCCAACAAAGACAAGCUUUUCUGCAACCAUUGCGCCGCUCCGCUGGGGACACUCAGAGAUCAUCUUACGAUGAGUGCAUCCACUGAAAAAAUCCCGAUCCUUCAGGAUGAUCCAGGCGCCUGCUUUUCGGAUGCAAGAAUCGAGUGCAAGGGUUGCCACCAAGUGGCCUGGUGCAGCCCACAAUGUGCGGACAGGGGACGUUCUCGGCAUGAGCUGUUCUUGUGUAAAGAAAGAACCAGUGACAGUAGUGAUAGUACUCCUUUGGAGUCAUUCUAUGGCAGGGUCGACAACGCGGCCAUUUUCCAGCUCGCAACCAUUGCCGUGGCACUUCUUUUGAGCACUGCCACGAAGAUCCACCUCGACAAUCCACAGAACGAAACACAACCGAGAAAGCAACAACAUAAACAACCUCUGAACGAUGAAAAGUCCAAGGAAAGAAAUCUGACAUUGGUGGAUAGUCUUACCUUCUGGAAAGACUUUGGUGCACAUCCGCCAUGGUGGGAAAUUGAAGACGAAAAGAGAGAUUCGAGGUACCAGCAAUGUCAAGAAUACGUGUCCUUGCUCAGAUCUUGUAUACAGACUGAACUGGAUCCAAAAAUGAACGAGCAAAAUGUGCAAAUCGUCCGUGAGGUCCUCGACAAACUCUGCCCCGCAGACAACAACAUCAACAACAUAGGGGAGCUGUUGGGAAUGCUUCAAUGCAAUGUCAUGCAAUUCGAAUACCCCUCGCCAGCGGGACAAUAUUUAGAUCACCUGGAUUAUUUAUGUGAAGACAAUGAGGGUGAGAGCGGCAAGGAGGCCACAGCCAGCCAUGUCGAACAACAAAGUAAUAACGGCGACGUGUGUUGGUUCGAGGAAAACGUCCUACCUUUGUUGAAGGGAAAAGACAGCUCCAUCACUGGUUCGGGACUCUUUCCCUUGUUGACCCUGGCCAACCAUGCUUGCGAUCCCAAUGCAUCCAUAGAUUUCCUACAAGAGUCCAAUGUUGGGAGCAUGGUGGCUCUGAGGGACAUUGCUGCUGGAGAGGAAAUAUGUAUUACCUACGUGCCCAAUGGCGAUCUAGACGCAGGAGGAAGCAGCGAACGUUUUCAACACCACACACCUACCCGAACGUGGAAGUGGUUGAACCACAAAGACUGCAACAGCGAUGACGACAAUUUGCAAGAACAGGCCGAAAAUUCCACUUGUGCAAGCCACGAGGAGGAAGUGGAGGUGUUGGAGGGCAGUGAAGCCUCUAGUGCCACCUGUGAAGGCAACGACGACCAAGUUGCAAUGGCUGUGGAGGAGGGAGCGGAUCCAAAGGCCCGAUCCAUCGCUCUAUUUGCGUACGGCUUUGAUUGUUCCUGCGCUCGUUGCACGUGGGAAAAAGUCCACCCAAACAGACCUUACGAACGGGACAUGCGACCCAAGAAACGGCCAUGA
This is a messenger RNA of Seminavis robusta, 1806 nucleotides long. The record is from the annotation of a GenBank genome assembly. Lineage: Eukaryota; Bacillariophyta; Bacillariophyceae; Naviculales; Naviculaceae.